UAUCUCUGUAGCUCCAACUCCCCCUCUCUCUCUCUCACACUCUCACAAAGCCAUGGCGUUUCGGGCUCGAAACCCUAGCCUUCUCUCUCUGUUCCUUCUCUCUCUCCUCGCGAUCGCCUCCGCCAAAGUUUUCUUCGAAGAACGCUUUGACGAUGGAUGGGAAAGUCGGUGGGUUAAAUCUGAUUGGAAGAAAGAUGAAAAUGUGGCUGGGGAAUGGAACUUCACCGCGGGUAAAUGGCAUGGAGACCCUAAUGAUAAAGGUAUCCAGACAAGUGAAGACUACAGAUUCUACGCUAUUUCAGCUGAGUUCCCUGAAUUCAGCAACAAGGAUAAGACACUAGUCUUCCAGUUUUCUGUCAAGCAUGAGCAGAAACUUGACUGUGGUGGUGGCUACAUGAAAUUACUCAGUGGUGAAACUGAUCAGAAGAAAUUUGGUGGUGAUACCCCUUACAGUAUCAUGUUUGGACCAGAUAUCUGUGGCUACACCACUAAGAAAGUCCAUGCUAUUCUCCACUACAAUGAAACAAAUCACUUGAUCAAGAAGGAUGUUCCAUGUGAGACUGAUCAACUCACUCAUGUCUAUACAUUCAUUCUCAAGCCAGAUGCCUCAUACAGCAUCCUAAUUGACAAUGUCGAGAAGCAAUCUGGGAGUGUCUACAGCGACUGGAGUAUCCUUCCUCCCAAGAAAAUCAAGGAUCCUGAGGCCAAGAAACCAGAAGAUUGGGAUGACAAAGAGUACAUUCCUGAUCCUGAAGACAAGAAGCCAGAGGGCUAUGAUGACAUCCCCAAGGAAAUUCCUGAUGCUGAUGCCAAGAAGCCUGAGGACUGGGAUGACGAGGAAGAUGGUGAGUGGACUGCCCCAACCAUCCCCAACCCUGAGUACAAGGGCGAAUGGAAGCCAAAGAAAAUUAAGAACCCCAACUACAGCGGCAAGUGGAAGGCACCGUUGAUUGACAACCCAGAGUUCAAGGAUGACCCAGAUCUCCAUGUCUACCCCAAUUUGAAGUAUGUCGGCAUUGAACUGUGGCAGGUGAAAUCCGGUACCUUGUUUGACAAUGUCUUGAUUACUGAUGAUCCGGAAUAUGCCAAGCAGCUGGCAGAAGAAACGUGGGCCAAGCACAAGGAUGCUGAGAAGGCAGCAUUUGACGAAGCAGAGAAGAAGAGAGAGGAGGAGGAAUCAAAGGAUGAUCCAGUUGAUUCUGAUGCCGAGGAGGAAGAUGAUGCCGAUGAUGACUCAGCAGAAGAUUCCGACUCUGAAGCCAAAAUAGAUGAAAGCAUAGACGAUGCUGAAACCAAGGAAGAUGAGAAACAUGAUGAACUGUAAGGGAGAGAGAGAACCUGAGGUUCUGGAGAUAAGUUGGCCGCGAAGCUCUCCUAAAAUUUUUCCUUUUUUCUAUUUGUAGUAUUAGAAGUUUUUCUUAGAAACCGUUGAAGGCUUUCAUGCAGAACUCUGCGUGAUUGAUUGCUUUAAUGUCUUUUCAAACUGUUUGAGCCAUUAGAACAAAGAGGAUAUUGUAUCUGUUCGAUAUCAUCACAAUUAUGAAGUAACCUAGACAUUAGAGCUUGCUUUUAAUGGCAAAAAAAUGCCCCAGUGGAUUUUGGCUUC
Molecule: messenger RNA, 1606 nt
Organism: Corylus avellana
Lineage: Eukaryota; Viridiplantae; Streptophyta; Magnoliopsida; Fagales; Betulaceae
Gene: CRT1A
Product: calreticulin 1a
Biological process (GO): protein folding; ERAD pathway
Cellular component (GO): endoplasmic reticulum; endoplasmic reticulum membrane
Molecular function (GO): calcium ion binding
Source: RefSeq, a predicted model, not a curated record